GCACAGGUCAGCCAUGGUCAUGAUCCCAACACCAGACUGCGGCUCGAUUUUGGCAAGUAUAGCGGCCGCCAUAAAGUCUUCCGCUCUACCGUCCUCCAUCGCUUCCAGGUCGUGCUCAAUCGCUUGGGGGCAGCACAGCUUGGCGUCACCGUUGGCGAGGAUGAGCUGAGUCGGCAUGCGGCGCUCUUCAUGGACGCCAUCGACCAUGCCUUUUCGUUGGCGGAAAAGGGCAUCACCCGCCGUGACAAGAAUCCUGUGUUUUGGAACCUGCGUGAUGCCUUUAUCAACAAGGACAUCAAGGGCCUGAGCAAAGAGGUCCAGUACUCGUUCCAGUCUUUCAUUGUUGGCCAGCGGUUUUCCAAGGACGUCCAGGACAGCCAUAGACGCUUGCUAGACUUUCGAUUCCCGCACGAGUGGUUUCCUGCGACUCGAGCGAUGCAGCGCACGAUUCAUGUUCACGUUGGGCCUACGAACUCCGGCAAAACCUACCGCGCACUCAAGGCCCUUGAGAAUUCCAAGUGCGGAGUCUACGCUGGACCUCUUCGACUGCUCGCCACCGAGGUGUACCAGCGCUUCAAGGCAAAGAAUAUCCCGUGCGCUCUCAUCACGGGUGAGGAAGUGCGGAUUCCCGAAGACGCGGAUCAGUACUUUUCAAGCUGCACAGUGGAGAUGAUUCCCCUCAACACCCGGUUCGAUGUCGCCGUCAUUGACGAGAUCCAGAUGAUUGCUGAUGCCGACCGUGGAAACGCGUGGACAUCUGCCGUCCUUGGAGUACAGGCCAAAGAGGUCCACGUAUGUGGCGAGGAGCGAGCCGUCAAGGUCAUACAGGCCAUGUGCGCUAGCAUAGGAGACAAGUGUGUCGUUCACCGAUACGAACGCCUGAGUCCUCUUAAAACCAUGGACAAAGCGCUCAAUGGAGACUACAAUAGCCUGCAGAAAGGAGAUGCCAUUGUUGCUUUCAGCCGUCUCAAUCUACACGCUCUGAAACAACGUAUCGAGCAGAACACCGGAAGGCGUUGCGCAAUCAUCUACGGAUCCCUACCACCAGAAGUCCGUGCCCAGCAAGCAGCCCUGUUCAACGAUCCAGAUAACGACUACGACUUUGUCGUUGCCAGUGAUGCGAUUGGCAUGGGCUUGAAUCUUGAGAUUCGACGUGUGAUUCUGGAGUCUGUUACAAAGUAUGACGGCAGUCAAAACCGACUGCUGACAUUCCCCGAAAUCAAGCAAAUUGGUGGGCGAGCGGGGCGAUACAGAUCUGCACAGAAUCCUGAUGGUUCAGCGGACGAAACAGAAAAGGUUGGCCUUGUCACCACCAUGGACCGGGCCGAUUUGAAAAGCGUACAGCGAGCCUUUCAGAAGAGUGUGGACGAUAUUGAGGCGGCCUGUAUCCAACCUCCCGCGGGCAUCGUGGAGCGAUUUGCUUCUUAUUUCCCACCGGACACACCACUAUCUUUUAUCCUCAAGAGAAUCCAAGAGACGGCAACAGUCAGCUCUCUAUACAGGAUCGGGCUGGGAUCAGAUAUCCUGGAAAUUGCAGACAUUAUUCAGGAUAUCCCGCUUACGAUCCACGAUAGGUUGACGUUUUGCUACCUGCCUGUUGCGCUUCGCGCAGACAGGGCUAUAGACGUGCUCCGAGCUCUCGCGCAAGUCGUCGCCACAAACUCAAAGGGGGAUCUCCUUGAUAUUGAGGAGAUACCGUUGGAGUACCUAGAUCUAAAAAUGGAGGACUUUCAAGUAAAGGAAAAGUAUCUCGCCAAGCUAGAGUCACUACAUGUCGCCGUCAACCAGUAUGUGUGGCUCUCGUACCGCUACUCAGGCGUAUUCCGCAGCCAGGCCCUGGCUUUUCACGUGCGAUCGCUGGUGGAGGAGAAGCUCAUGGAGACACUGGAGCGUCUCAACUUUAGCGACGAGCAUCUGGAGCGCAGACGCAAGACCAAGCGUCUACUAGCGAAAUCCCGCGACGCCAGCAGGACGGUGAUUGGCGAGGGGGAUGCAGACGAAGUGGAGCAGUUUUCAGAUGAUGACUAUGUCAUUGAUGAAGUGGUAGGGGGGAGAAAACAUGCGGUGCGCGUUGCGUGAUGAGCCUGUGUGUCUUGGUUUGACAGCUGUGCUAUGUUCUCUGGGUGUUUCUGGGUGAUAUCGACCAAACCCUUUUCCUUCGUUUGCUUUCGGUUAUGCGGCCCGAUAGAACCGGGGUGGUGAUGGGGUGAAUUUUCGAUUUUGUAAAAGAGAUGGCAUCCACUUACUUGACCUGGAAAGAUAUGAGCAGCGGUAUGGGCGAGCUUUCGCAAACUGUACGAUUAAGGGUAUAGAUGGGAUCAACAAAAAGGCUGUAUGAUUAG
Trichoderma virens Gv29-8 is the source of this 2342-nucleotide messenger RNA. RefSeq lists its product as uncharacterized. Bases 190 to 2079 code for a protein of 629 amino acids. NCBI's taxonomy places the organism in Eukaryota, Fungi, Ascomycota, Sordariomycetes, Hypocreales, Hypocreaceae. Gene Ontology annotation, cellular component: mitochondrial degradosome. The transcript has a single exon. Gene Ontology annotation, molecular function: RNA helicase activity; ATP binding; hydrolase activity, acting on acid anhydrides. Gene Ontology annotation, biological process: RNA catabolic process; mitochondrial RNA 3'-end processing. The record is from RefSeq and is a predicted model, not a curated record.